CUGAUAGGCGGCACUAAUGGGCACUGAUAGGCGGCACUAAUGGGCACUGAUAGGCGGCACUAAUGGGCACUGAUAGGCAGCACUAAUGGGCACUGAUAGGCAGCACUGAUAGGUGGCACUGACUGGCACAACCGCUGGGCACUGACUGGCACAACCGCUGGGCACUGACUGGCACAACCGCUGGGCUGCACUGAUGGGCACUGGUGGGUGCACUGCUGGGCACAGGUGGGUGCAGCUAGUGGGCGCACUGCUGGGCGGAACUUGUGGGUGGCACUGCUGGGCACCAAUCAGGGCACUGAUCAUCAGUGCCCUGAUGAUU
Staurois parvus is the source of this 319-nucleotide messenger RNA. NCBI's taxonomy places the organism in Eukaryota, Metazoa, Chordata, Amphibia, Anura, Ranidae. The record is from the annotation of a GenBank genome assembly.